AUGGCCGCGGCCAAGAACGGCGUCGCGAUCCCGUGCGAGAAGGACGGCUCGGCCUUCAUCCUCGCCUGCCCCAAGGGCGUCUACAGCGGCGCCCGCACGGUCCAAUCCAAGUUUGUGUUUGCUUUGGAGAGCCACUUGAAGCGCCUCGUGCAGCCCACGCCAGGCAUUGUCAAGGAUGCGUCCGACGACGAGCUCGUCAAGCUGGUCAAGCCGCGCGUGCUCUCGACGCUGCGUGCCGCCAUGCAAGACUUGCAGCGCGACAACACGUUUCCGCCGCACCAAGAGUACAAGCUGACGCUGGUCAUGCAGCCGAGCGCGGAUGCGACGUCGAUGACCCAAGUCAUCCAGGAACCGGGCAAAGGCGACGUGCUGUGCCACAUUGGGCUCAUGGGCUCCAAGGAAGGCAAGUACAUCCAGGUCGAGGUCGCAGGCACGCCGCGCAAGAACCCACUCGUCAAGGAUCUGCAAUGGGCCAAGGACCGCCAAGCGCUCUACGAUGCCAUGCGCCCCGACACGGAAGAGCUCGUGCUCAUGGAGCCGUCCACGCGUCUCUUGUACGAAGCGUCGCAGUCGAACUUUUUUGUCGUCCAAGAUGAGACGGUUGUGACGGCCGACGACGGGAUUCUCAAAGGCACGAUGCGCGACCUCGUGCUCGAGGCCUGUGACGCGCUCUCGAUUCCCGUGCGCUUGACGCCGCCGUCCAUGGAUGACGCGCCGCGCUGGUCGGGUGCGUUCUUGACGAGCACGUCCCGCUUUGUGCUGCCGAUCCAGCACCUCAUCUACGACGCCGGCGACAUUACCUUUCCGCCGUGCCCGAUCGUCACCAAGCUCCAAGCCCACGUGCUGGCGACGGUCAAGUCGCACGCGACCAAAGUCUUUGACUAA
Saprolegnia parasitica CBS 223.65 is the source of this 885-nucleotide messenger RNA. RefSeq lists its product as hypothetical. The transcript has 7 exons. Lineage: Eukaryota; Oomycota; Saprolegniomycetes; Saprolegniales; Saprolegniaceae. Bases 1 to 885 code for a protein of 294 amino acids. Gene Ontology annotation, molecular function: catalytic activity. The record is from RefSeq and is a predicted model, not a curated record.